AUGUCUGAAGAAGAGAGCAACCCGUGGAGGCAAAGCGUUUCAGGCUCUCCAACCACCCACGGCGCCCCAGGCGUUGCCUGUGCAUGUAGCCCAACCACCGCCAGUAUCAAUUCCGAUGUGGUUCCAACCGGUGUUGUCGGAAUCCUUCUUCUUGGCAUUGUUGGUAUUGGUAGUCUUCUUGGAGGGUUGCUCGGUGGAGUCGCGAGUGUUGGCAUUGUUGGGAGGGUUCUCCAAGUGCUCGUCCUCGCCCUGAUCGCGCGAAGGUGCGGCCGAAGUAACAUUAGGCUCACACUUUUCAUCCUUCCAACCGGUGGGGUCUCAGCCCUGGCCUAUCUUCUUGGUCCUCAUGGUGUUCUCGGUGGAAGCGGCAGAGCUAGCCUUGCUCGCAUGCUCAUCCGCGUCCCAGAAGCCACUGUGGCCUUGAUCAUGAUCUGCUGGCUCCGCUAUCUCCGCUAUAUCGCUAUGCAUUGA
This is a messenger RNA of Paraphaeosphaeria sporulosa, 471 nucleotides long. RefSeq lists its product as uncharacterized. NCBI's taxonomy places the organism in Eukaryota, Fungi, Ascomycota, Dothideomycetes, Pleosporales, Didymosphaeriaceae. The transcript has 2 exons. The record is from RefSeq and is a predicted model, not a curated record. Bases 1 to 471 code for a protein of 156 amino acids.